Molecule: messenger RNA, 1408 nt
Organism: Sceloporus undulatus (fence lizard)
Lineage: Eukaryota; Metazoa; Chordata; Lepidosauria; Squamata; Phrynosomatidae
Gene: FAM3B
Product: FAM3 metabolism regulating signaling molecule B
Source: RefSeq, a predicted model, not a curated record
GACAAGGCCCAGGGCAGGUGGAGGAGGGAGGGAGGGCCUCCUCCUCAGGCGGAACCGGGAAGCCUGAGUCCGAGAAGUUUCUCCUUCUUCUUCCUUGUCCAGAGAGACUGACCCAGACUGGCUCCAGGGAAGGAAGAGGAUGAGGGCCGGCUGCAACAAUUUUAUAAAGUUGGGAGGGUUUAUCUUUGCAUCUGUCUUUGCCUGGUACCUGGGUUCCCUGUUGGCAUAUAUGAUACCUGAAGAUUCACUGAUAUCAACUUACGACAAUCUUCAGAACUUUGCCAGUAAACCAAAAAUUGUGGUGCCACCUCCUAAAAGACAGAAAUGUGACCACUGGUCUCCAUGUCUGCCUGGAAGCUAUGCUUAUCGCAUACUCAGUGGUGGGGGCAAAGAGAAGUUUGCUAAAAUUUGUUUUGAGGAUGAACUACUCAUAAGUGAAGAAAAGGGGAAUGUUGGAAGAGGAAUAAAUAUUGCAGUUGUAAACUAUGAUACUGGAAAAGUUAUUGCUACAAAAUAUUUUGACAUGUGGGAAGGAGAAUUCUCUAGACCAAUGACUGAUUUCAUCAGAAAGGCCCCCCCAAGAUCACUGCUCCUCAUGGUAACCCAUGAUGAUGGAAGUAACAGGUUAAAGGAGGAUGGGAAGCAAGCAAUUGCUGAACUAGGAAGUAAAGAAAUACGAAAUUUGAAAUUCAGAUCAAGCUGGGUCUUCAUAGCAGGAAAAGGUUUUAAGCUGCCAGAAGAUAUUGAAAAGGAAAAGAUCAACCAUUCUGACAAAGAUAAGAACCGAUACGAUGGCUGGCCAGCUGAAAUCCAGAUAGAAGGUUGUAUUGCAAAGAACCUGACAAGCUGAAUUCUCAAAUAAUACCUGUAAAAUAGUACAUUUUGUGCCUACCACAUAUCUUGUAAGGAACCGUUUGCCAUAGGUUUCCAAUGGUAUAAAGAUAUGAAUGAAAAUGUUCAUAAUUUUCCAUUAGACAAAACUAGUUUGAAUUAUUGAGUUCAGUGACACCAUUGUUCUUAUUCUCCUUUUUGAGACACAAAUAAUUAGAGACCUUAUUUCUAUUUAUCUUUCAUACUGUGUCCUAUGAAGAACUAAUUUGUUUUACUGUCCCAGAUUUUUUUUGCAAUCUGUAAAAUUCCAUAUGUACUGUAUAUGUUUAUAUAUUGGCAACUUGGUUUUUAUAUAGCUUUAUAACCACAUCUGGCAACCAAAGAUCGGAUUAUCACUGUAGCUUGUAAAAUAAUUCCUUGCUUAUGUCUCCCACCACCCUUUACUUGAAACACUUUAAAGCCUAAUCUAGUCGUGAAGCAAAUGUUUCAUGCUCCACAGUUUAUACUUGAAUGUUUUACAUAUUUAUUUUUUAAAAUUACCUUUGAAACAAUAAAAAGAUUUCAUUUUUAAACUCCA